GGAAAUUGGACGGUUGUUGUGUUGUAUGCUGAGAAUGCUGAGAGCCAACCGGGAAAAAAAAGAUAAACCCAGACGCCAACAAGAGCAGGUUUAACCGAGAGCUGCUUCGCCUAAACUUCCCCUUUUGGCCUCGCAACAAACAGCCUCACAAAAACUUCCAAACAACCGAGAAAAACUUCAACUUCGGCUGCUUCAACAUCUUCAUCCACGGCGGAACCCUGUGGGUUGUCGCUCCUUUCCUCGCUUCCAUCGAAAUAUACUGCUCUCACCCAGGGGAUGAAGCGCAAUUGAACCAUAAUGGAUGCUUGAUUUUUGUCUAAUCUUCCUUUUUCCCAGACCUAUUUUAAUGUUUUCCCUUGCUUUAUACAACCCCUCCUAGCUAAUAGAAUUGAAUUGCAAGUCCUUAAUGCUUUGAUUUUCAGUAUUUGUUAUUUCUUUUUUAAAAGUUUUCUAGUUUUGCGCACUGGCUAGCUAUAUAUGCGCUCUUCCCGCCCAGUUACUACAACUUUCUAGCUGAUAGCCUGCUGCCGUUCGAUUGUUGCACUAUGGAUCCUCACGGUGAUUUGGCCCCGGCUUUUUGCAUUGGACAACAUGAAACCCGACGGACUGUGCCGGUAUCGCCUCAGCUAGUCCAGUUGGCGCAAGAGGGUAAUUACGAUCUGCUCACAACCCCUAUCACAACUCCGGUUUUCCAUUCCCGUAUCCUCACAUUGCUCUCUACCCAUCUAUCCGACUCCCGUCCACCGGUUUGCGAUGCUACUUUAACUUUGGGAACGUCGCAUAAUACUAGCCCUGUGACGAUACCACCACUUUUGCCCGAAGAUACCUUCUUGACCCCGAAUGAGUCCACAAGUCAGUUGGUUGGUGUCACUAGUUCUUGGAUAGAUCUCUGCUCGCCAGAUCCGUUGAUAGCGGAUAUAUCCCGCCAAAUAUUGAGCCUGGAGAUUUCCUAUGCAGCGUUUUGUGGCGUCAGUUUCGUUAUUAUCCCCGGCCCAAGAUUACACCAUGGAAACGUGCAUGGGGAAGGCCUGAUGUACUAUGCUCGCGCCGUUCAGGAUGUUUUGAACGUUGGGCUCUACAUACAAGUGCACAUCUGGUUUAGUAUGGUAGAUAAUCCAGACCUGGAAACAAACGAUGUUGGUGACCUCGCCCCCUUUGCUAGGGCGGAAUAUCUCAGCGCAAGAGACGAUCUGGCUCCUAAGUUGGAUUUAUUCGGUACAUGGGAAGCUUGGGACGUCAUCAGGAAAUUGUGUAGAUAUCAUUCGAGACUUUUUGUAGCGUUAUCAAUCCCAAAGCAUCUUCCUCCCAUGUCUGUACAGUCACGAUGGCAUUCUGAACAGGUCCACAUCCUCACAAUCGCAGGGUCGUCAUUCAUCAAGAACCAGAAAGGCUACCCAGUCUUGUCCAAAGCCCACCAGGCCAUGAUUUCUCGGAUGAUGCGACUCCGUACUCCGCCAUGGAUUAUCUUGUGCGACGUUGGCCCAAUUGCUGGUCUUGAGGUUGGCCAAGCAGGUUCAGAGACAGAGUCCACCCGGACAAUCAGUUCUAAAGUUGAGUCGGAUAAAGACGCUCCUACUCCCGCGGAGGCGCACCAACACUUCAAAUCAGGCUCAAACAAGAAGAAUUUUGACCCAACCCCUCACCUGUCCUAUAUGAGGAAUCUCCAACAGAAACAGCCUGCUCGGACUCCUAUGGAGCGAUUUGGAAUUGGGUAUCAAGAUUAUUUACAGGCUCCUCUCCAACCCCUUACCGUUAACUUGGAAAGCAUAACUUAUGAGGUGUUCGAGAAAGAUCCCAUUAAAUAUGAAUGGUAUGAGCGUGCAAUUGCCAAGGCGUUGAAGGAUUGGGCGGAACAGGGGAAACCAACUUGCCACCCAGAGGGACAUGUGGUCGUUGCUGUAGUUGGCGCUGGUCGAGGUCCUCUGGUAACCCGAGCUAUUCGCGCGAGCGUUGAAACAGGCGUUGCCAUUGAAAUUUGGGUUGUGGAGAAAAAUCCUAACGCCUUUGUUUUAUUACAAAGACACAACGAGAGCUUGUGGGGUGGCUGUGUGAACUUGGUGAAAUCAGAUAUGCGCAGUUGGAAGGGGCCGCACCGUUUAGCACCCGUGUCUGGAGAUUCCAACGAGCCACCCAAAAUUAUCCACACACCAAUAGAUAUAUUAGUUUCAGAGCUACUUGGGUCGUUUGGAGACAAUGAGUUAUCCCCGGAAUGUUUGGACGGCGUCACCCAUCUACUCAACCCUGUUAAUGGAAUUUCGAUCCCAGCGUCAUACUCUGCACACCUUUCACCCAUUUCAUCCCCACGCCUCCAUGCAGACGUUACCAACCAAUCAAUCACCAAUCCCGCAGCGCCAGAAACUCCCUAUGUCGUUAUGUUACAUGCGUUCGAUUUCCUCUCCACUAUCCAACAACAACCCGCAGCACCAACGAAAAGCACCGGUGCCAGCAAACCGACAAGCGGAGCCGGAGGAGGUCAGAGUACUCCAGGUGGUGGAACCACAUCGCCAUCACCGCUCGUUGAACCACCAACGCCAAUCAUCCAAUCAGCCUGGUCGUUCUCGCAUCCCAACGCCAAUAUUCCCCCCCACUCCCCGCUUUCAUCGACAAUUUCCAACGAACACAACGUUCGACGAACCAGAUUGACAUUUCCCUGCCGGGAACGGGGCACAUGCCAUGGCCUAGCCGGCUACUUCGAGACAGUUCUAUAUGAGGGUGUUGAGCUAUCGACGAAUCCAGUGACGAUGGACGCGAAGAGCGCUGGCAUGAUUAGUUGGUUCCCGAUAUACUUUCCGCUCAAGACCCCCCUCACCGUCCCCUCCAACUCCGAAAUCGUCGUAACAAUGUACCGCCAAACCGAUAACCGAAAGGUCUGGUACGAAUGGAUCGUCGAGGUAUUUGCGCUGGAUACAUCGGCGUCACCGUCAUCGCCAUCUUCAUCAUCGGUCGCAGCAACAACCACUGCCAUGUCGAGCAGCGGUGCCUCAUCGCCAUCGCCGCAGGAUUAUUCCCUAUCAUCAUCAUCAUCGCUAUCCACGGCCGGGAAAGGCGUGGAUUCCGACAAGGGCAAAACUCCCGGAGGGGUGAAGAGGGUUCGUGUUGCGAUGAGUGAGUUGCAUUCGAGUAUUAAGGAUGGGUGUUUGAUGUGAAAUUGUGUUGGUAUAUGAAAAGGGGGAAAUAGGAUAUUUUUUCUUUGAUAUAUGGUUAACACAUCUAUUUAUAUCUAUGCGCCUUAAGUUGAUCCAGAUGGCUGGCUACCCCUGAAUUAACAUCUCACGACAUACUGUACGUCUCAUCUGUCAUCUUGAACAAAAAUUCAAAAAUCAACAAUGGGCCAGAAGCAAUCGACGAGGCAAUAAUAUGAAUCUAAAUAUCUAAUCUCUAACUACUAUCGUACUACCCUCUUUCUCCCUUCCCAGCGAGCACCAGCACCCUAUCAAGCUCAGUUAAAAAUACGACUAACUUUCUCACCCCCGUUUCUACCCAUGCUCUUAACAAACGUUCACGCACUUUAAGGCUCUAUCUGCUAUACCCCCAACCUUCACAAAUCCCAUACGACUUUGAAGAAUUAAGCUCGGCCAACGGUGCUGGAAAGCAAGAAACCAUUUAAGGUCAAGGUCACCACCACCACGGUGAGUUCCUUUCCCUUCCUUUUCCUUUUUUUCCCCCCUUCAAUCCACAUCGCUAGAGCCCGGUGGUAUCAUUGCCGUAAUCGACGCAGUCCCAGUCCCGGUCCCAUUGCCAUUAGUAUGACCAUUCCCACCACCACUCCCAUUCAAGUCCUGAUUUUCGCCCUCGGUAAGCCCCUUCCGUAUCGCAAGUACGCUAUCGACAAUAACAGCGUCAAUGCCUUCUUUGACUUGUAACUAUAUUUUCCGAAACGAUUUGUCAGCGUAUCCAAAGCCAAAGCGGACAGCUUCUACCGCGUCUCCUCCCUCGUCCCGAGAAAAAAAAGAAAAAAAAAAAAAAAAAAAGACCAUUACCUUCACAUUCUCCGGCUCGUUAUUCGCAAUUCCAUACGAGACACAAACAAGACCAGACUCCUUCACAACCCUCACAAGCCUAGGCGCAAUAAUCAACGGCUCCGCCGCGGUCACCACCCCCAACAAGUUCCACCGCGACGCAAAUCGAAUCGCCUCUUGCAGACUACUAGCACGCACGUCGCCCACGACCGUGAGGCCGGAGUCCGUCAGAAACAUGACAGGGAUCGAGGGCUGUUUGAAGGAGAGGAGGAGGCAGAUGUCCGGGUUGAAGGAGGAGAAUAUCAUGUUGCGACCUUGCCCGAGGUCGUAGACCUUUGUGAGGACCGUGUCGACGAAGGAGUUUAGUUCGACGGCAUAGGUGUCCAUUUCUUCUUCUUCGGAUUCGUGGAGCAUGGGGUAUUCUGUUUUAUUCUUGGUUAGCUUUUUCUCUUACUUAUUAUGCCUAUGCAUGUUUUUGAUAUGAGAAGAAGUAGGGGGUCCUGUAAAUUUUCGAUUAAACAUACUUAGCUCAAUAUUAAAUCCAACCUCCUUUGGCAGCUUUUUAAACAAUUCCUCCAACGUUGCAAAUGGAGCUUGGAUAUGACUGCCACGCGUGUUCCC
This is a messenger RNA of Blastomyces dermatitidis ER-3, 4580 nucleotides long. Its product is annotated as protein arginine N-methyltransferase 5. The transcript is spliced from 5 exons. NCBI's taxonomy places the organism in Eukaryota, Fungi, Ascomycota, Eurotiomycetes, Onygenales, Ajellomycetaceae. The record is from RefSeq and is a predicted model, not a curated record. Gene Ontology annotation, cellular component: cytosol; nucleus. Gene Ontology annotation, biological process: peptidyl-arginine N-methylation; regulation of DNA-templated transcription. The coding region runs from base 546 to 3146 and encodes 866 amino acids.